CCGCGCAAGGCGCUAUUUGAGCAGCUAAGCCUUAUCAAUCGCCUCAUGCAAUUCUCUUUUCCCGCCUCCCAUGCAGAAGACGCCUGCAGCGAUCUCUAAAGAAAUCACACCCAUAUAGAUUUUAUGGCCGUUUGGCAGCCUCAGGGAGACAUAAUCACUUUCCCGACAGCCUUUCGCAGCUGAGCGGGAUUCUCAGAAGCGGGCCUUCUCCUUCUCUGACUUUCGGUUUCAGCGCGCGCGCUUUCGCCGGCUCGCUUCUCCUAUCUGCCUGCAGGGGAGAGCAGAGCCCGCGCCAGGGUUACUGUGGGUGACAAUCAUACACAGGCAGGAGAAGAAGCGGCGUUUAUUUGGAGCGCCUUUGGGCGCCUCUUCCUCUUUUCGGCAGCCGAGGCGCUGAGAAGAAGUUAGGGAGGCAAUAAGCAACAAAUCGAGCGAGUUUUCUCCUCUCUUUCUCUUUCAAUGGGCUGCACUCGUCUUUUCGCAACACCGAGAGGCUUCAGCCAGGUUUGAUCUGGUGCGGGACGCGCAGCGCGUAGCUCUCCUUCCAACCACGUUUCUUCCAGCAAAAGAGAAACAGCGUUGGAGCUAAAAGGUAAAGACUUUUGCAAGGGCUUGAAAUAUGGAGAGGGGUUACCCCAUGUUCUGGGGUAGGCAACAGUAUGGACCUGGGUUUUAUGCAGCCAAUUCGCAAAAUGAAAACCAUUGGAGGAACUCUUGGGAUUGGCAACAGGACAACAGCUAUUGCCCAGAUACACCACCUGCUUGGGUACAUCGUGGCAAACUUCACAACUACAACGUUGCUUACCGAGGCCGUGGUUGGAAUCACUCUCAAGGGUAUUUCAGUGGGGCACAUUCCAGCCGAGGCCAUCAUAGAGGAGCUAAAAGCAGAUCUUCAAAAGGAAAAGGUCGUUCUAAAAACUCAUCCCGUUCCUCGUGCUUAAUCAAUAUGACGCCAAAUAAAAAGGGAAAUAAUUCUCAAAAAACUGGAGGACCAUCAGCAACACCAGAAUCUAAACAAGGGCAGAAGAAUUCAACAAGUUUGAUGAAAGAAACUGACACAUCCAAGGUGGAUCAGAAGUCCAGCAAAACCAUCAUGUCUGCAAAGGAUAUCAGUUUUCAUUUGCCCUCUGUUUCCUCAACAUGCCCACAGAGCAAACAGGAAGUGCCAUCAAAGGAAAAAGAAGAAAUUGAGGUCAAGUUGGAAGACAGUCAGACCUCUGAAGACCCUCCCAGCCAGACUGCUCCUUUGUCACCUGUGCAUGCUCCAUCCAAGACAGCAGAAGGUCUUCCAGCCACAGUAAAGGAAGAACCUGUGGUGGUGGAGUUGAAAGAUAGGCAGGCAGCUGAACAACCUCCCAGCCAGGCCUUACCUUUUCCAUCUGCUGAAGCAUCUAUAGAAGAGCAGUCACCACUUGUGACCACAGAAGGCAUUCAUACUACAAAAAAGGAACUGCCUGUAUUGCUGGAAGCCAUCCCACCCAAAGACGAUUUCAGCCAUGUUGGCUCACCUCCCUCUGAAGAAAUACCAUUCCUUUCUGAGACCACAAAUGAUAAUCGUUCAGAAGGAAAGGAAGACAUUGAACUGAACCAAAUCACCAGCAGUCUUAAGAAUGAAGACCUCCCAAGUACCCUGAGUGAUGUUCAUGUUGUGCCUGUGCUGGUGAGAGAGAAAAAAUAUGAAAAGACCCAAAUCACCAGCAGUCUUAAGGAUGAAGACCUCUAUCAGUCCUCUGCUGUGCUAGCUACUAGCUCCUCCAACCUCCCAAGUACCCUGAGUGAUGUUCGUGUUGUGCCUGUGCUGGUGAGAGAGAAAAAAUAUGAAAAGGCUGAAAAUGUAUGGGCCCCUGAAGAUCGUCAGGCACCACCCUGCAAUGUGAAUGAAGCUGUAAAGUGUCACAGAGUCUCUGAACAUGACAGUGACUUGGUGCUCUCACAGUCCCCACCUCACAGCCUCAUUUCCUGUGAUCAAAAAAGUGAUACAGAAAGAUGGCUGGAAUACUGUUCUAGUUCACCAAUGAACCAACACAGCAGUGAUUUGAGGCAUUCUAGCGCAAAUAGGACCUCAAGAGAGUUGCGUAGUCAGCGUUCAAGAUCCCCUCACAGACGAGAGCGAUCCCAUGGAAGCAGCGACCGGUCCCCUCGUUUACAAAAGGGCCAACACAGCAGUGAUUCACGGCAUUCUAGAGCAAGCCAUGCCUCAAGGGAACUGCAUACUCACCGUUCAAGAUCGCCUCACAGACGAGAACGAUCCCGUGGAAGCAGCAACUUGUCCCCUUGCAGGAGAGAGCACUCCAGCUUCUGUCACUGUGGAUAUUGCUACAAUCCACACAGAAAGAAUUUAUAUGAGAAAGAUUCCCCUCCCUCUUACUUGGUUCAGAAAAGAAGUCAUCGCUAUUCCCCAGAAGAAAGAAGUGAAUUGUACGAAGCACCACAUUCAUACAGUCGUGAGAGCCCCAGAGAGGCUUGUAAAAUGAAAUCCAAUUCACAGAAGUUAAAGAAAAAAAUAUCAUCCUCUCGGAAGACUGAAAAGAAGAAGGCGGCAACAGCGAUUUCGGAGAAAGCAAGAAAAUCUACCAAGACUAAGAAGAAAACCAAAGGGGACCAAGCUGGUGGGGCACCAAUCUCAUCAGAGACUGCACAAAAGUUACAGCCGGUGGAAACAGAAUUGCCUGACCCGAUCCAGGCAGCAACCUGCAGUGAGGAUGCAGACCCCACUCAGCCCCUGUGUGCUGGAGAGAAAGAUGGCUCUUCAUCAUCCUCAAGGACUUCUGAGGACCGUUCUGCAGCUGUACUAGCAAGAAAGGAAGAGAUAGAGCAGGCCUAUCAGCAAGUCCUCCUCAACUUUGCAGUGGUGACUGCCAUGCUGUUGGAAACAAAGCCAUGCAUGGAGGAGGCGAUGGAAGCAGCCUUGCGGGCCAACUUGAGAAGGAUCGGGAACUACUAUGAAUGCAUGCUGAAGGACUUCAUUGACAGCUAUGACUUGGCCAAUGCCAUCUAAUAGGAUGAUCUGACUAGUCUAAGGCAUGUUGCGCAACAGAGUGAGUGGGAUGGGAAGCUGCAUGUUUUUGGAUUUGGUAGCUGAGGCACUGAGGUUAGCUUCCUCUUGGUGGAAGAUGAGGAACCCCAAUGGGUUUGACUGCAGCAGCAAGGUUAAGGCUUGAAAGUAUUGUGCAGAUGCUUAAGAGUAUGGGAGAAAAAGAACACCACCUCAUAAGGACAUUUUUUCAGAAGUAGAUUGUUUUGAGAAGUGUUGACUUACCCCAGGGACUUCUGAAGGUGUCAGAAAUUCAUUGCAGGAGUAAGUCGAAUGGGAGUGGUAAGCUGGUUUUGGCAUACUACCCUGUUAGGGUUAGCUAUUGGAAAGGUUUGCCUUUUAAUCUUGCAUCAAGAUUUCCAAGUAGGAUGGCUAAUUUUGCAUUUUUUAGAUCUCUUUAACCAUGGCUCUCCUGCUAUUACAGGCAGAGGGAAAAAUGGAGGAUUCCUGCCAGUCCAGUGCAGCAGCUUUAGUAGCCCCCCCCCCCACAAAACUCUUGUGAAAUGCUUUUUAGAUUUGUUUCCUGAGAACUUAAAAACAUCUUUUUAAAUAAAAAUGACUGAUGUAGACAACA
This is a messenger RNA of Podarcis muralis (Common wall lizard), 3608 nucleotides long. The record is from RefSeq and is a predicted model, not a curated record. Lineage: Eukaryota; Metazoa; Chordata; Lepidosauria; Squamata; Lacertidae.